UCUGUUCACUCAUCCGAGAUUCAAAACGUGCAACUCCAUGUCUAACUCCCUGUGCUCGCCCCUACCCGCCAUAAAGUCGACGGAGAGAACAGCUAAUCUGCUCAAGCUAGCCGGGCUGUCCUCUCUAUUCACGCCAGCCAGUCAUACUUCCCAACGUCCGAAAACGUCUAACGGUUGAGCUGCCAACAGCAAUCGAUGAUUACAUUAGAAAUCGUAACUGAAGUUUCCAGCAUCUGGCGAAGGAAAUAUCUUCACCGGUCGAUCAGGUAUUCCUGCUUUCGCUCCAGAUCGGAUGCACACACGUGUUCGUCCUCUUCCUAGAAAAGCUGAACCACAUUGUUUAGACGUCGAGUCCAGUCUUGGGCCUUCUCCUCUGCCCCAGGAGAACCGAAGUCCUAUAUAAACGUCGAACUGCAGUCGUCCUUCUGCUCUAUGUGAUUUAGCACCUCAGAGACUACCGUCGCCUGGAGAGGCUUCAGUUGACUUCACUCAGCUUCGUUAGCGAUUGAUAAUGGAGAAGCGUCUCAGAGUACUCGUGACAUGGUGGAUUCCGGGUGGGCUUUUGUUACUCUCGAUUGCUGCACUCGGCAGCAUGGCCCGGCAAGAUGACAUCUACUGGCAGUUCUUGCAAACUCACAACGCGGAUCGAAUGAGUAUCAAAGGAGCGCGACUUCACAAUCUGAGUUAUGACGAUACGUUAACCCAACAUGCUCAAUAUGAAGCCGAGGCCUUUGCGGGUGCUCCGCGUUACUGCAAUGCGUCGGGUUUAUAUAAUAAUCAUUUUCGAAAUCUACAUGUGACCAGCGUAGGAGCCUCUGUUAUGGAAAUCGUACGGUCAUGGGUUGGUGAAAGCAAAUAUUACAACUACUCUACAAAUUCAUGCGCACCAGGCAAAACCUGUGACCAUUACCUGAGGGUGGUCUGGAACACGACAAAGUUUAUGGGUUGUGGACUUGCCCGUUGCCCCGAUGGAGGAAGCUUUACUGUGUGCUACUACAACCCAGUAGGCGUAUUCUUCCGAGAUAAACCGUACUAGAAAGAUAAACAGAUCCUUACUAGCUGACCGUGGAUCCCAGAGGACCUCAAUUCCUCAAAGCACCCAAUCCGUUUUGUAAAGUAGCUAGCUUACAUGCAUAUUACGACAAUAACCAAGUUCCGGCUUUGACUGCCUCAUUGAUACUCCAAUGCCUUUAAACUGAGGCCUAGAACUGAUUACAAGUAUCCAGCUUGAGUUCCUGUCAAUAAAUAAAGGAAGUUGUGACGUCUAAAGAAGGGUCGUUAUCGGUCGAACAUGAGUGUGAAGUCAUUCCAUGUAGUCAAGAAAGCAAAUCUCUCUGUCUUAUUCUUGGUCUUAGCUGCAUGUAUACUUGAACACUGUAGACGUAUGGCCGACCUCAGCUAUUAAAAGGGGGAUGGAAAUUCAGAUUUCGAUUAUUUGGUGAACACGAGUUAGCUUCUGCUCAAAUGGAAUUCAAGUUCAUUCAAGAGGGGCAGAAGUGAAGGGUGCAAGACUGAAACUUAAACCCAACCUCAUCGACCAAUUUCAACAAAUCUCUGACGUGCUGUGACCAGUGACUCUCUACUUCUCCCCCUCAUAAGAAUGAGAUAUGAAGUCCGCAAUAGUGGAAGUUGAUACACCAUGCUGUACUAGAUAAGUAUAUAGAACGAAGAGGCCUCCACAAUUGCAACAUUUUUUUGUCAAGUCCAGUGACUCCAACUGGUCAGUAAUAAG
This is a messenger RNA of Marchantia polymorpha subsp. ruderalis, 1732 nucleotides long. The record is from the annotation of a GenBank genome assembly. NCBI's taxonomy places the organism in Eukaryota, Viridiplantae, Streptophyta, Marchantiopsida, Marchantiales, Marchantiaceae.